CUCACUUGCAAGAUGCUACAAAACUCUACGAAACGAACAUGCUUUAGUUUGGUUUUAUAAAAUUCAAUUUGUGUACUUUUUUAUAACAAUUUUGCGAUAUUGGUUUCAAAAAAGUGGUUCGCUCUCUCGUAAAUUUUUGGAACUGUCAUCUCUUGACGAAAACAAUUGACAUCUGGACUAGCGUAGCGUAGUUUAGACAAAAAUACAGGAAAGCGAAAGGAUAUACAGCGAAUUUAUUGGACGGGGAUGGAACCCGGAUCCACUAGGAAUACACUUGCUUCUUUUCCUAGAUUUCACGACAACAAUUUCAGUUUCCAGGCAAGCUACAGUGAUGAUGAUGAUGAUGAUGAGACCUCUUCCUUGUCUUCCACGAGUACUAGCGUUCUUUUACCGCAGGAAGAUGAGGAAGAUGAAGUAUUUAAAAUCCUGAAAUUCUUGAUUUCUCAAUCGAAGCUCGGACAAUGGGCGAAUCAAUUGACAAAAACACUUCAGACUAGGAAAAAGGUACCCGAGAAACCCAAAGCACCGAAGGUUUUUUACUCGGUAUUUGCCUGUCCGCCCUCCAUAUUGCAUGCAGAAAAGCAAUGGAAGGCUUAUCCUCAUCAUUCCGGGCAUGACCUUCGUGACUUUGAAAAGUCUCUGUCAGAAGCAAAGCAGGCUAUUGAUAAACACAUCUUUCCAUGCCUGAUUUCAAAAGGCUCUUCUGGGUCUUACUUUGUAAAUAACGAUCAAGGGAGAAUUAUAGCAGUUUUCAAGCCUAAAGAUGAAGAACCCUAUGGCAAAUUGAAUCCAAAAUGGACAAAAUGGUUUCACAGAAAUCUGUUUCCCUGCUUUUUUGGUAGAAGUUGUCUAAUACCAAAUCUAUGUUAUCUUUCAGAAGCGGCUGCUUGUCUUUUGGAUCGUAGCCUUGGUCUUUACAUCGUGCCUUACACCGGAGUAGUUUCUUUAGCUUCACCUACAUUCAAUUAUGACUAUUUCGCUCGAAAAGCCUUUCUUUCUAAAAACAAAAGUCUUCCGUUAAAGCUUGGAUCUUUUCAACAAUUCCUUGAUGGCUAUACUUUAGCUUCUCAGUUCCUAGAGUCCCAUCCAUGGCCAGGCACCAGACAUCGAGAACAUCGCGAUUAUGCAGAGUCUGUUGGCUCAAGCCAGGACUUUGACAUCUUUGAUCCAUUUUUGGCUGAAAAUGAAGUUGAAACUGACUUUUGGACAGAAGACAUGCGCCUCAAGUUUCGGUUUGAAUUCGAAAAACUUGUGCUAUUAGACUACCUGAUGCGUAACACAGAUCGUAAUUUAGACAAUUGGAUGAUUAAAGUUUGUUAUGACCCUUGCAACGAUCCCGAAUACUUCAAAUCCGUUCAUAUCCUUUCAAAUAAUUUAACACCUGCUAUAUCCUCCUCUCCUAUGAACUUUUCUAAUUCUACACAUGAUUUCUGGAAGGGUGCUCACUUUCAUAUUGGUGCUAUAGAUAAUUCUCUUGCAUUUCCUUAUAAGCACCCCGAUUCUUGGAGAUCAUUUCCCUAUGGCUGGUUAUCAUUACCGCGUUCCAUAUUAACUCAACCCUUUACUGAAUUUACUAGACAACUCUUUUUACACAAAAUUACAAGCAGAGAAUGGUGGGAAAGCGUAUCGGAGGAACUCCGUAAUACAUUUUCCAAAGAUGAAGAUUUUGACGAAAAAAUGUACAAAAAUCAGCUUUAUUUAGUUAAAGGGCAAGCUUAUAAUAUUGUCGAAACCCUCAAGGAUCCUCUUACAAAUAUUAUAGACUUACUUGAUCGACCUAAUUUAUAUGUUGUUGAUGAUAUUGUUCAAAUAAAAGUUGAUGAGUCCUUGAAAGACGAUCAAAAUUUGAAUAAUACUAAUGUCAUGGACAAUGGCUUUCAAAGUUAUGGGACUGUGCAACCCGCUUCCAGUAUAUAUCCGCAAUCGAAGAUGACUCUACAUCGACUAUCUUCAUUUCCCUCUCCUGGUCAUAAAUUUACUGAAUUAACUCCCCUAAAUGCCAACUCUCCGCAUACAUCUUCCUCUGUAAAGGAAGAUAUAACACCGGUUAUAUUUGAACGUUUGCUAUUUGCAUCGUCAAAUGCAUUUUUCACAAGUUGCUAAAAUCGUGCUUCAUAAAGUCUCUUCUUUUCAUUUCUACCAUUAAUAAGGACUUCUAAAAGUCUAAUUGGCUGAUUUCACUUUUAGAGCGUUGCUGAAUCUUAUUAUUUCUCUCUAGAUGUUGCGGUUUUCCGAUGCAGUAUCUGGUCCAAUUGACCAUUUGUUGAGAUAGACAAGGGGAACUCUGGUUAAUGUUCUAGUUAUUUCUUUUGUUGUUUUCUCAUUCGAUUAUGGACCGGUUAUAAAUAAUUCAAGUGUUACCGGCAAUGUAGAAUCAGAUGUGCAAUGUCAACGCAUGUUUAACUUAAUACCAUAGAACCUUUUUAUCUUUCUUCUAUAAUGUCUUAACUAAUAUAGGAAGUACCAAGUUGCAUGAACUUGUGUUGCUCAAUGGGUUUAUUUUAAUAAUAGUUACGUUACUAAAUAUAUUAUUUCCUUUACCU
Molecule: messenger RNA, 2543 nt
Organism: Schizosaccharomyces cryophilus OY26
Lineage: Eukaryota; Fungi; Ascomycota; Schizosaccharomycetes; Schizosaccharomycetales; Schizosaccharomycetaceae
Product: phosphatidylinositol 4-kinase Lsb6
Exons: 1
Coding region: 247-2103 (618 amino acids)
Biological process (GO): Golgi organization; endosome organization; phosphatidylinositol phosphate biosynthetic process
Cellular component (GO): lysosomal membrane; endosome; trans-Golgi network
Molecular function (GO): 1-phosphatidylinositol 4-kinase activity
Source: RefSeq, a predicted model, not a curated record